AUGGGGUCCAUUAAUAAUUGGUUGGGAUUUUCUCUCUCUUCUCCUGCAACUUCUCCUCGCUGUACACAGUCAUCUUCUUCACAGGGAUUAGGGUUUGAUGGUGGUUUCAGUCUCGCAUCGGAGAGCUCCUCUGUUGCAGCAGAUGAUGGCCACUUCAAUAUUUUGGACGUCUUAAGUGGAAACCCUAGAAACCAAGAAUGGGUCGACGAACGCUCAACUCUAAAAUCAAGUUUGGUGAAUUCUUCAGAUAUCUCCAUGCCCGCUGAGGACACAACCGAUCCAUUUGCACCUUCAACAUCUACAUUUAAUGACCUAAACAGUGGCUCCUCUAACAUGGAUACCAAAAGGGGGCCAAAGUUGGAGGACUUUUUAGGGGGAGUCACGUUUAGAGAAAGCGGGACUGACGCGUUAACCUCCGGUAUUUUCCGGCCAAUUCAGCCAUCACAGAGUUUUUCUGGCGAGUAUUCCACCCAGAAGGCAAUCGGAUUAUCGAUGAUCAAGUCCUGGCUAAGGGAGAAUCCGGCCAAAGAGGUCACCGGAAAUUUGAAUAAUAAUCUACAGUCGCUAACUUUGUCGAUGGGAACGGGGUCGAGCCCUGGUGUGAAUGGUGAGAAUGCAGCUAGUUCUUCCUCUAUGGAGAGUGAGAGAAACAGGCCUCCUCCUCUUGAUAGCCAAACUGGUGCAGUAGAGGCUGUGAAUGUGAGGAAGCCAGUUGAUAAUUUUGGGCAGAGAACUUCCAUUUAUCGUGGGGUUACAAGGCACAGAUGGACGGGUAGAUAUGAAGCACAUCUUUGGGACAACAGUUGCAGGAGAGAGGGCCAAACCAGAAAGGGACGCCAAGUCUAUCUAGGCGGUUAUGACAAAGAAGAAAAGGCAGCUAGGGCUUAUGACUUGGCUGCUCUCAAGUACUGGGGCACUACUACCACUACAAACUUUCCUAUCAGCAAUUAUGAGAAGGAGCUGGAGGAGAUGAAGCACAUGACCAGGCAAGAAUAUGUGGCAUCUCUUAGAAGAAAGAGCAGUGGAUUUUCCAGAGGUGCAUCAAUUUAUCGUGGGGUUACAAGGCAUCAUCAGCAUGGAAGGUGGCAAGCUAGGAUUGGAAGAGUGGCAGGGAAUAAAGAUCUUUAUUUGGGCACUUUCAGUACCCAAGAGGAAGCAGCAGAAGCCUAUGAUAUUGCGGCCAUUAAGUUUCGAGGACUAAACGCAGUCACCAACUUCGACAUGAGCAGGUACGAUGUGAAUAGCAUUCUUGAGAGCAGCACUUUGCCCAUUGGUGGUGCAGCAAAGAGACUAAGAGACACUGAGGUAAACUCAGAGCCCAAUUUAACAAGAACAAGGGGAGAGAUAAUGGUGCCUCAAGGCUCAAACUUCUUACUGGAUAGCAUCAACUGCUAUGGUGGAAACUUAUCUGCAUAUGGGUCUCAACAUGGUCAUCAUCAUGCAUCUCAACAAGGCCAUCAUCAUUCAUGGCCCAUCAUGACAUACCAUGCCCAACCUCAGCCUCUUUUGGUGCAACACCCCUACCAUGCAACAUCAAGAGCAUGGUGCAAGCCUGAUAAUGGUGAUGGCCAUGCCCGUGAUACUAACAUGCUUGGGCUUCAGUACCAUCACCAUGACAUGAUGAGGCCAUCGUCUUCUCACCCUAACCUGGCUGUUGCUCAUAACAUGAUGGCCAUGGAUGCACUAGAUGCCGGAUCGAAUAUGUCGACCAACAUGGUUAUGAUGCCUUCAAGCUCGUCUUUUGGCGGUGAUCAUGGUGCCCAUGAGCAUAGGCAUGACCAUCAUCACGCUUAUAUGCAGGAUAACCAACAAGGGAACGAGUAUAAUCAGGCUGAGCAAAUGGCUGGGAUUCUCAAGGAGGACUAUGAUCAGAGUGCAGGACCCGGAAACUGGUCGACUGGUUUCAUCCAACCGUCAGUAUUUACAGUUUGGAAUGAUGCAUGA
Molecule: messenger RNA, 1944 nt
Organism: Amborella trichopoda
Lineage: Eukaryota; Viridiplantae; Streptophyta; Magnoliopsida; Amborellales; Amborellaceae
Product: APETALA2-like protein 2
Biological process (GO): regulation of DNA-templated transcription
Molecular function (GO): DNA binding; DNA-binding transcription factor activity
Source: RefSeq, a predicted model, not a curated record